ACACGACCUCACCUCCAACGGCAUUACAUGCGCCGCCGUGCAGGGGAGAGACCGCAGCAGACGCGAAUCUCGUUCUUUUGCGCUGCGACACUCCCUUCAUGAUGCGCCAAUUUCUGGCGGCCAUUCUUUUCUCUUGCCUCGCCUCCUUUGGCCUGGCUGCGGAUUACCACGAGCAGCUGAACCUCCGCCCGCUGCCCCUGUCCGCCCUCCUUGCGAGCUUCAACUUCCGAUCCAAUACAUCGCUAUCUGAUUUCGACUUGCAAAACUUCCGAUACUUCCCCCGGUCGUUGGGUCAGAUUCUUCAAUAUGCCGGGACAAGAGAGCUUCAUCUGAGAUUCAGCUUGGGAAGAUGGGAUGCCGAGAGCUGGGGAAGUCGGCCUUGGGAUGGUCAGCGCGAAGGCGGGACGGGCGUGGAGCUAUGGGCUUGGCUCGAGGCCGAGACGGACGAGGAGGCGGAUCAGAAGUGGUUGACCCUCACCAAUGCUCUUUCAGGACUCUUCUGCGCAUCGCUCAACUUCGUCGACGGAACCCGAACCACCCGACCGGUCAUGUCAUUCCAACCCGAAGGCGACCACCCCGAAGCAUCCAUCCCGAACAUGCAGCUCCUCCAUGGCGUUCUGCCAAAGGAGGUGGUGUGUACAGAGAACUUGACACCCUUCUUAAAGCUGCUCCCUUGCAAGGGAAAGGCGGGCAUCUCGAGUCUGCUAGACGGCCACAAGCUCUUCGAUUCCUCCUUCCAAAGCAUGGCCAUCGAUAUCAAGCCUGUCUGCCCCGAGGGCCAGGAGUGCAUUCUGCAAAUCGAGCAGACUAUCGACAUGGUUCUCGACAUUGACCGAUCCAAGCGACCAAGAGACAACCCGAUUCCCCGUCCACCCCCUGGACACGAGUUGAAGUGCGACACAUCCAAGCCUUAUCACAACGACGAAACAUGCUAUCCUACCGGCCUUACCACUGGUCAGGAAUGGACACUGUCCCAGAUUUUCGGGAAGUCGAUCAAAGGCACAUGCCCUUUGACAGACGAGGAUGUGCCCCCAGUCUGCAUUGAGGUUCCCCACACCCGAGGCGUGUAUACGUCUGGCGGAGCUACGGAGAUCUUGAACCCCAAUGGAGCAGCGCGCUGCUUCAAAAUUGGUGCAGAUUCAGAGCUGGAAAUUGUUCUCCCCUUGGAAGACAAGGAGGGACAGGAUCCUACCAAGGAAUUGGUCGAACCGCCCACUCCUCUCAUCUACGCUGAGCGCAGUUUUACUGGACACGGACAGGAGCAUGGUGGUAUGCAAGCCAUCCUUACGAAUCCAAGCAAGGACACUGAGGUCGAGUUCAUCUACAUGGAAUCGCUUCCCUGGUUUAUGCGAGUUUACCUCCAUACUCUCAACGCGCGUAUCGAGGGAUCGUCGGGUUCGCAGCCGUCGAUUGUUGAGGACAUUUACUACCGCCCCGCCGUUGAUCGUGCCAGAGGCACACAGCUCGAGCUACGGAUGCGUAUCCCUCCAGCUUCUACAGUCUUCCUCACCUACGACUUUGAAAAGUCAAUUCUUCGUUACACCGAGUACCCACCUGACGCGAACCGUGGUUUUGACAUUGCCGCGGCAGUCAUUACUACUCUCAGCCCCCGUACGCAAAGUACACGCACCACCACUCUGCUGCUGAAUCUGCCCACACCAGACUUCAGCAUGCCUUACAAUGUCAUCAUAUUCACCUCGACGGCGAUCGCACUCGCUUUCGGUGGCAUGUAUAAUAUCCUAGUUCGGAGACUGGUUGGCGCUGAUGAAGGCCCCAGUCCAGUUCUCAAGGCCAAAAUAGCUGGUCUCUUGGCGAAGCUCAAGGGCAUUCGGUCAGCCAAGAAAUAGAGCAAUGUGUUUGUGUUAUCUGUUCCGAUAUUCGGCUUCUCAGCCUUCCCGUUUACUCGUAUGCUUGUCUUCUCGUUCAGGUAGACGCGUGUCGUGUACCGAUUGCUGUCCAAGCUUACAGUCCGUUUGCUGUUCUUUCCGUCCCGACUUCGUCUGCCACGAGGUUUGCAAUACGGAAAUUUGACUUGAUCCAGGGGCUGUGGAACGUCGUCUUCCCGCCGUGAAACCUAGGCUCUGCUAUCUCUAUCGACUGCCUGGCGUUUGCACUUGCUGUCAUGCUCUCCGACCACAAAAUGACAGGCACAUAAGCGGGUGAUGCGACAUCACGGCGGACUCAGUCGCUCAGCCAAAUCCUGUCGAUUGUACCCGUCGGCAUCGUGACUCCAAAAACGGCACGAUCUCCUUACCUUCGGCCGUACCUGCAAACUCAUCGCUGUCUUUGCCCUACUAAUCGUUUGUCCCUGUUGGUGCUCGACUCACCGCAUGAUCAGGUUCAUUACCGCCUACUGAUGUUAAUUUGGAUAAGGUAUGUAGUGCUGUCUAAAAGAUCUCCCUGC
Messenger RNA from Colletotrichum scovillei, 2404 nucleotides. RefSeq names its product Gpi16 subunit. The record is from RefSeq and is a predicted model, not a curated record. Gene Ontology annotation, cellular component: GPI-anchor transamidase complex. The coding region runs from base 99 to 1847 and encodes 582 amino acids. NCBI's taxonomy places the organism in Eukaryota, Fungi, Ascomycota, Sordariomycetes, Glomerellales, Glomerellaceae. Gene Ontology annotation, biological process: attachment of GPI anchor to protein. The transcript is spliced from 2 exons.